Molecule: messenger RNA, 411 nt
Organism: Candida tropicalis MYA-3404
Lineage: Eukaryota; Fungi; Ascomycota; Pichiomycetes; Serinales; Debaryomycetaceae
Exons: 1
Source: RefSeq, a predicted model, not a curated record
AUGCUACGAAAAGACACAGUUAUGGUGCUAUACUUGCUGAUAUACCAGAUCAAGAUUACGAUAUUGAUGAUCCUAAUAGUGGCUAUGCAUUGCCUAAAGCUCAAUUAUACACAGUUAUCUCAAGUUUUAUUUUUGGGUUCAUUCUUGGCAGCAUUGGAUGGUACAGUGGUUACAACUUUAUUAACCAUGAUAGCUUUCAGAUUUUGUAUGCUGUGUCAAACAUCUCCCUGGAUUUGCAACUGCAUAUUUAUUUAUCUUCAGCAGCUUUUCCAACCUAUUUUUUGGGUAAGUUGGUCUGAUAUCUUUGGUAUAAGAAAUUUUGUUGCUUUGGAUUGCAGUGCUGUUUUUAUGGAAUUGGGUUGGUGCCAUUUGGUGGGGGGUUGCCUAACUCAUCUUCCUCGUUAUGGGUUU